Messenger RNA from Schistocerca americana (American grasshopper), 1875 nucleotides. RefSeq lists its product as uncharacterized. Bases 1 to 1875 code for a protein of 624 amino acids. Lineage: Eukaryota; Metazoa; Arthropoda; Insecta; Orthoptera; Acrididae. Gene Ontology annotation, molecular function: chitin binding. The record is from RefSeq and is a predicted model, not a curated record. Gene Ontology annotation, cellular component: extracellular region. The transcript has 4 exons.
AUGCGGGAGGUGUCUACCGUUUGUCGUAAUCCACAUGACACGGACAAGCGUUCCUGCAAGCAGAAGUUGACCAAGCGACGAAAGAAGAGGAGGCCGUCUGCAGAAAAUGCUUCGCUAGAUGGUGACACGUUGCAAGAGGAUGAGGAAAAUCCAGCUGCGGCCCGGGCUGUGGACCUCAUACCAUCGGUUCCUGGUUCGCUGCUGGCAACGUCCGCCCAAGGACAAAGCCAAGUUGACGAUAUUCAACUCACCGACGAGGCCCCUGGCGAUUUUGCGGCUAAGACAUCAGAUGAACGUCAUGCGUCGCCUAACGUACCACACCUCCAGUUUGGUGACUGGGCGUCCGAGAUGAUGGAAAGAAUGAUAUCAGACUCGAGCGACAACGAUAUACCCGUGGCUGGUGGAUGGUCGGACGGACAUCUUGUCUCACCUGAUCAAAAUAUAUACGAUGCCGCGCUCCUGCUGCAGUGCCACGCGACCGCGAGCUCAGCAGUCGGCGAUGCUGUGACGACGGCGCCGCACGACGAGACGCCCUUGCAGGACACAACGCUCGCCACCGUCACCACCGUCGUCGUACCAGAGGCCUCACUUCGGAAGGUCGGCCUCAUGCUCGGAGGUACUGACUGCAGCCCUUCGACGGACACACGGGCGCGUAAACAGCGGUCGCUGAAGCUUCGUAAGAAACGCCGCCUCUCGACGGACGAAAACCAAGGUCUCGUGAUAAUUGUGACGGCUCUGGUGGCGGCGUUGGCGUCUUUCGCAGAUGCAGCGACUCUGCACACGAGAGAAGCGGUGAAACCUGGACUAGUCUCAUGCGCGCACGCAACCGGCCCGAUCCCAAAUCCACAAGACUGUGGCAGCUUCCUGCAGUGUGAACCAUCAGGCAGGAUAGUGACCCGGCAGUGUCCAGCGGGUCUGGAGUUCAAUGCAUGGCGGCGUGUGUGCGACUACCCGGAGAGGGCUCGCUGCUCCACCGGCGGCUGGCGUCCACGACCACCACCACCACCACCUGCACAGGAUGAGCAGACUCCCGCGGAAGACGACAGUCCCGCAGUAGAGGAACCAGUUACCCCUCCAGCCGACGCCCCCGAGUGUCCAGCCGUGGAGAAUCCCGAAGAAGCUGUUCAGCUGCCCAAUCCGAAGGACUGCGGCAGCUUCUACAAGUGUGACGCGGCUGGAGUGGCCUGGCUAAAUGCCUGCCCUGCUGGUCUUGAGUACAACGCGAGGCUCAGAGUUUGCGAUUACCCAGAGAAUGCUGGUUGCUCUCGGCCGGGCCCCGUUGAAGAGCCUGCCGAAGAACCGGCUGAGGAAGCAGAAGAAGACAACGCUGAAGACGAAGCCGGUGAAAUUGAGCAACCAGCGAAUCCUCCGGCCGAUGCCCCCGAGUGUCCAGCCGUUGAGAAUCCCGAAGAAGCUGUUCAGUUGCCCAAUCCGAAGGACUGCGGCAGCUUCUACAAGUGUGACGCGGCUGGAGUGGCCUGGCUGAAUGCCUGCCCUGCUGGUCUUGAGUACAACGCGAGGCUCAGGGUUUGCGAUUACCCAGAGAAUGCUGGUUGCUCUCGGCCAGGCCCCGUUGAAGAGCCUGCCGAAGAACCGGCCGAGGACGCUGCUGAACCAGCAGAAGAAGAGAACGCUGAAGAAGAAGCCGGUGAAGCCGAUCAAGCAGAGAGUCCUGCAGCCGAUGCCCCCAAGUGUCCAGCCAUCGCGAAUCCCAAGGAAGCUAUCCAGCUUGUCAACCCCAGCGACUGCGGCAGCUUCUACAAGUGCGACGAGAACGGAGUCGCCUGGCUGAUACAGUGUCCUGCUGGCCUUCACUACAACGCAGAGCUGAGAGUGUGCGACUACGCUGCGAAUGCCGGCUGCUCGUCAGCGUGA